UCCAUUUCUUGGCUGCGGCUCCUGCACCAGUCAGAGUAAAGAGAGAGAGAGAGAGAGAGUUUGGAUUUGUGGGUAAGUUUUCAAUGGAUUUGUGGGUUACUUAUAUUAGUUUGGGACUUACUCUACUAGUUUUUGUGGGUGAAAUUUACAAUGGAUUAUUUGUGGAAGCUAUUCGCUUUUUGCUUCAGAGAUACAAUUCUUGUUCUGUUUAGUAAUGUUUUCACUUUUGAACUUGUUUCAUCCAGAAUUUUAGAUAGAUAAUUAUGAUUUGGAACCAAAAUCUGAGAUUCCAUUACUCUCUAAUUCAAUACCUUGUUGUGCUUUGCGAGUUUAACUUAAUGCAAAUUGCAAAGUCGUGUUCAUUAGGAGCGGUAGUGUAGGAAAUGGUGUUGUGUUGAAAUGUGGCUCGUUUAUGUUCAACUAUUUGCUACAAAUCGUGUGUUGGGUUUUGUAUCAUGUAUGGUGAAAAUAUGAUUACCUCGAUAUAAUGCAAUUCGUAAGAGGGAAAAGUUUUCUACCUGAGCAGCUGAUGAAUUAUGUGUAUAUGAUACAAUGAACCUGAGAGCUAGUAUUAACCCUGGCAAUUUCAUGUGUGAAUUUGAUAACUCAGGACAACCUACGGUGUUGUGUUUAAACUCUUCGAAAGGUACCCAAGUUCUGUGGGGAAAUGGGUGUUGUGAGUAACGAGCUGAAUCAAAGUAUUUUUCAUUGCAUUCCCCGAAAAUAGUUUCAUGUAGUGUCGUUUACCUGUCUGCUUGAUAAUGCAAGCAGCUUUUUCUUCUGGACUAAUAUUUACUGUUUGGUUGUGAUUGAUUACUUUUUGUUGCUGGUUUGAAUCUAUAUUAUGUGUAGAAGUUUUUCUUUGUCAUUGCGAGAUUAAUAGUAGGGGUGAUAUAUUCAAUGACCAUCUGCAUCAGUGUUAAAACGAACACAAAGCAUAUAGACAUGAAGAUGUGAUUCAUUCAUGAAUUUUUCCCCUAACGACAAUUACAAUUUGCAUCAGUUGAGAAAAAAUCAAUGAAACCAUUUUCUCAUUCCAAUAUUAUGUCUUUUAAAUUGCAGAUUAUAGGAUUUGCUAACCGUACAUAGUGUUUCAUACUCUUUUUCCUGUAUACUGAAUUAGCUGCCAUGAUCUCAUUUCCAAUAUACUAUUUCCCAUUCCACUGUUCAUCGGCUAAAGAACAGUGUCAGCUCCAGCCGAGCCGUUACACACAUCCCCAAUUUCUCCUUCUCUUCAACAGUUAAUUUCGGCUCAACGCUUCACCGUUCGUCUCACAGAACCUGCCUCCUGGUUUGAGCAAUUCUGAAAAUAUCCUCACAGAUGUUAGCUGGCUUCGUCUUUGGCUUCUUUCUCUCUCUCCCUCCAGUGCGAUAUCAGUUGUACUAGGGAAGAAGCCUGCGAAUCUAAGAAAGGAAACUAAAUCGAUUUCGUGGUGAUUGAUUGUGUGGGUAAGAGUCCUGAAAUUUCCCAAUUGGAUGAAAUUUGAGAUUUGGCUAAUUUCUUGGUGAUUUAUCAAGUACUCUGAUUGUGUGGCAUUUGGUUUCAUACUAAGAAAACUUUCUGAUGCAGCCCAAGGUGUUCUUGAUGUACUCUUUUUCAAUAUAAUAUCCAAUUGUGGUUCAUUCUGCAACCAAUUUCAAUGUGGUGAACUGGCUUGGAUAAAUCAAGAUCAAUUGAGCAUGAUUUAAAUUCUCCUAUUAGAGUAGAUUGAGUUUACUCCGAUUAGUUUGAUUUGAGAAUGCUUCACUUCUGUUUUACGUUUGUUUUAUAUUUCUGGCUGGGUUCCGCUGUGGUCUGCACAACAGAGAGGGAGAGGCGAUUUCUGAGUUUUGUUUUCAUUGGGACAAGGCAGAGGGAUUGGUUAUCGCUUAUCGACGGUGCAUCCCCGUUGAUUAUGCCGGAUUCUUAAAAAAGAGUCUGGAAAUGGACUGACAUUGAUAUCACGAAGCAGCAAAGAAUUGAAAUUUAAGAACUAAACUUAUAUCCUAAUAAUCUUAGCUUGAAUGUGUCUAACUGAUACCCAACUAAGAGAUGAGAAUAAACCUUUGCAACUAGAAAAUCGAAUAAGCUUCCUUAGUCACCAAUUAAUUUCCACCCUAGGGCAACAAUUUCCCGUACUUUCAGAGUUAUCCAUGACGGAAGAUGUCAAGGCUGUUGUUGGAUAACAAUACUGUUGAUGUCUAGAGAAAGUGAUGUUUCAUGCUGUGUGAUGUUUUUUUUUUAUUAAUAUUUUCAUUUCAGUAUGGUUUUAUAUGUGGGACUUAGUCAUUUGUGGCUGUUUGCUGUGUUGUUCUUGACUUCUCUAUCAUUUAUGUUGAAUUGAGAUUUAUUCUAAAACCUAAUGCAGUAGUUUGAUACAUUAAGUAAGCAUUACUUUGAAAUGAUAGAGAGAUUUUGAUCAACUCUUAUCUGUGUUUGCUGUUUCGGUUUUCGCUAAUUUGUUUUUUGGUUGUGUAAUUGUUUUCUAAAAUUGUUUUAUGAUGUAAGUGGGUUCUAGAACGGGAACUGUGGUUUUCAUUUGGUCGUUAAGGGGUAAGAGCUAUAUAUUUUUUCAUUGUAUCAUCACUGGUUAAUUUUUUUUAUAGAGCUUGGAUCAGUACUGUUAAAUUGUGGGAGUGAAAGUUGGUAGGUUGGGGUUUCAUUUGUUUUCAUUAUUUGUAAUUAAGUAGACUUAUAUUUUGUUCAUCAUUGUUUUUUGAUUAACUACAAAAGCAGAAAGACAAAGAAGCUAUAGACAAAGAAGGGGUUCUGUUGAUGAACUGGGAAAUUCAGUCAAUGGUCUGGAUUGCCUCAUUUCAGGGUUCCCCCUAAUGCACAUUCGCUGUACUUUGAAGCAACAAUUUUCUCUGACCGUACAAAUUUUCUGAUAUUUUUAGAUGGAAGUAGUAUAUAGUUGUUGGAGGAUGAUAAAUUAUAUAAACGUUAGUCUGAGUUUAUCAUGUUGUACCGUUUGUUCUUGAAACAUCACCAAGGGUCUUGACUUCGGCUUCGGUUAAAGGCCAAGGUUCAACAUUACUCAAACUCGAAGUCUCUUAAAUUCCCUGAAGAACAUGGAAGGAAUUGAAGAAUGGAAGAAUCAGGCAGAGCGCUGGUUAUCUCAAGCAUUGCAACAAUGGAAGAACCAGGCAGAGCCAUUGUGGUUUCAAGCACAAGAGUACAUUCAGCAGGUUCCACAUACUCAGAUCUAUGCUGCUCUUGCGAUCUUGCUAUUAACGUCAGUGUAUUUCUUAUUGGGAAGCUUGUUCAAAAGCCUAAACUCUUAUACCAUUUUGCUGAGUGGGCUUAGCGGGAGUGGGAAGACUGUUCUUUUCUCUCAACUUUGGGAUGGCUCUGCUCACCAAGGUACUGUCACAUCAAUGGAACCAAAUGAGGGAUCUUUUGUGCUCCAUUCCGAUAAAUCAAAGAAUGGAAAAUUAAAGCCUGUACAUCUUGUUGAUGUUCCUGGACAUUCUCGCCUGAGACCCAAAUUAGAUGAGUUCCUGCCUCAAGCAGCUGGUGUAAUUUUUGCGGUGGAUGCUUUGGAAUUCUUACCAAACUUGCGUGCUGCUUCUGAGUACCUGUAUGAUAUUUUGACCAAGGCUAGUGUAGUGAAGAAUAAAAUUCCGGUUCUUGUUCUCUGCAACAAGACAGACAAAGUAACAGCACAUAGCAAGGAGUUCAUUUGAAAACAAUUGGAGAAGGAAAUAGAAAAGAUUCGGAGUUUGAGUGUUAUUCUUGAUGCUAUGAGUUUGAAGAUCUCUAAGACAAAAUGUAGAAGACAUUAG
Messenger RNA from Argentina anserina (silverweed cinquefoil), 3765 nucleotides. RefSeq lists its product as uncharacterized. Gene Ontology annotation, cellular component: signal recognition particle receptor complex. The transcript has 7 exons. The record is from RefSeq and is a predicted model, not a curated record. Lineage: Eukaryota; Viridiplantae; Streptophyta; Magnoliopsida; Rosales; Rosaceae. Gene Ontology annotation, biological process: protein targeting to ER.